AUGCCUAAGACACAACCCAACCUAUACGCUUUCCCGGGCGUCGAUGCCCUCGCGCAAGCUCUGCGAGCCUAUGUUAUCCAGAGCCAAAACGCUGGUAUUGAGAGACAUGGCGCCUUCAAGGUUGCCGUAUCUGGUGGCUCGCUCCCCAAGACUCUGGCUGCAGCCCUCCUGGCCCCCUCCUCUGGUCCCGCAGACGUGGUCGACUUCCCCAAGUGGGAGAUCUUCUUCGCCGACGAGCGCGCCGUGCCCUUGGACCACGCAGACUCCAACUACGCCCUCCUCAAGGCCGAACUGCUCGAUAAGCUGCCCGCCGACCAGCAGCCCUCCGCCGUGCACGCAAUCAACACCGAGUAUCUCAACGACACUCAGGAGCUCGCCGACCAGUACGAGCAGACCCUAGUUAGCAGCUUUGCCUCGCGCGACUCUGUGCGCCUGCCCAUCUUCGACCUCCUCCUGCUCGGCUGCGGACCCGACGGCCACACCUGCUCCCUCUUCCCCAACCACGAGCUGCUGCGCGAAACCGACGCCUGGGUCGCACCAAUCGAGGAUUCGCCCAAGCCGCCUCCUAAGCGAAUCACCUUGACCCUUCCCGUCGUUACACACGCCGUCCGCGUUGCUUUCGUCGCCACCGGCGCCGGCAAGAGCACAAUCAUGAAGGAAAUCUUUGACACGAGCUCUGGACUGCCCUGCACCCUCGUCAACGAAGCCGCGGGAGACCGAUGCAGCUGGUUCGUCGACGAGCCUGCCAUUGAAGGCGUUAGCUUCCCCCGGAGAGCAUUCUUGUAA
Trichoderma asperellum CBS 433.97 is the source of this 786-nucleotide messenger RNA. RefSeq lists its product as uncharacterized. Gene Ontology annotation, molecular function: 6-phosphogluconolactonase activity. NCBI's taxonomy places the organism in Eukaryota, Fungi, Ascomycota, Sordariomycetes, Hypocreales, Hypocreaceae. The record is from RefSeq and is a predicted model, not a curated record. Gene Ontology annotation, biological process: pentose-phosphate shunt; carbohydrate metabolic process.